This is a messenger RNA of Aspergillus piperis CBS 112811, 717 nucleotides long. RefSeq lists its product as uncharacterized. The transcript is spliced from 4 exons. Bases 407 to 670 code for a protein of 87 amino acids. NCBI's taxonomy places the organism in Eukaryota, Fungi, Ascomycota, Eurotiomycetes, Eurotiales, Aspergillaceae. The record is from RefSeq and is a predicted model, not a curated record.
CUCUGAAUGAGUCUCCACAGCUAAAUGCGUCGAAAGUCAACAGAGGAGAUAAGAGAGGCACUGCCUGUCAUUUCCGCGAUCUUCCAUUCAUUUGGCAUUGUCACAACUUACCGGGCGACUCCCACCCAUGGGUCAUCAAACUCUACCACCGCCAUCCUGGUCAUGGACACACCCAGCAGAGUUCAUGAGGUAUCAAUGACCUCACGUCUACACGCCAAGAGCCAGUCAAUUCCCAAGAGAAGCGAUUAUCAAGGAAGCCAGGUAAUACCGGACCAAGUCUAGGACGCGUUCUCGACGUCGAAGGCCCAAAGCAAUGAAAUAUAAGAGCAAAGAGCUAUCCAGACAGUCGAAACCCCCAAACUGUAACGCAUAUUUUUGAUCAACUAUUAGUAUCUCUUGCGCCAAGAUGACUAAAGGUCUGACCUUCGAUAUCCGCUACGACAACGAGCUCGCCCAUCAAUACUACGGGGAAGGGGACCAGCUCACUCAAAAGCUCCAAGACGUCUAUAAGGACAAAAACCUGGAGUUCCCCCAACAUUUCGAUUCCACACUGACCACCCCACCGAUCCACUUCAUGACGGUCGAGGCGCCUGACGAUGUAGAUGUGGACGGACUGAGGGAUGUGCAUGUCCCUCCAGGCUUGAAUGUCGAGAUUCUCGACUUCGAUUGAAAUUUCUAGUAAAUAGUUUGGAGGACAAAGAAAUUGGAAGCACUGCA